This is a messenger RNA of Fibroporia radiculosa, 693 nucleotides long. RefSeq lists its product as uncharacterized. The transcript is spliced from 7 exons. The record is from RefSeq and is a predicted model, not a curated record. Bases 1 to 693 code for a protein of 230 amino acids. NCBI's taxonomy places the organism in Eukaryota, Fungi, Basidiomycota, Agaricomycetes, Polyporales, Fibroporiaceae.
AUGUCCGACUCGGAGGCGCAAGCCAUCGCCGCUGAGGCAGCAUACGUGGUGAAGGAGAGUACGAUCCAAAAUUAUAGCAUGAUAGCAAUAGCCGUUGCGACAAUCACUCGUGCUUGUGGCUUGGCAUCUGAUAGCAUAGUUCUCGCUGUCACUUGGUAUUACAUGUACGAUGUCGCGCAAAUGAGCCCGCCCACUUUAGGAUCUAAGCCAAGACUGACCAGACUGCUCCUGAAAGACGGCACAUUUUACUUCAUUACGAUAGCGUUUCUCGAUAUUUUUGAUUUACUUGACUACUGGUUGUUCAGUCAUUAUUUUGAGACAUCGUAUUUUCUCGUAGUUGUUACCUCAAUAUUAGUUUCCAGAUUUCUUCUGGACGUUCGCGGCACGGUGCUGUCCACUCAUGGCCAAUUUGGACCCGAGGAACUUUCGUUCGUGCGUUCGAUGGACAUACUGCGGACUCGCACGCACGUUUCGACGAUAGCAUUCGCGUCGGACUCUUCCGUGAACAUGACAGUCCCCCAUCAGCGUAGAACGAAUUCUAGUGUCAUCUUUGGUGGGAAGGUGCCCAACAGUCCCGAUUUUGAGAACUGUGAGGAAAUGGGCAGGGAAAUUAUGGAGGAGCAGGAGCUGGCAGUCCUCAGUGGCCACAGCGAGCUCGUAAGGAGCAGCAUUGGAGAUCGGCAUGAAGUUUGA